CAGAGUUCGGCCGAGGCUGUCAGUGUGUGUAUGAGCCCCAUGUUGGUAGGAUGUGGGGGCUGUCCCGCUGCCUGAGAGUUCCCCGGGGACGGCUGCUGCUGCUUCCUGCCGGGGUGCAAAGGUCCUUCUCCUCCGUCUCUCCCACUCCUCACAUCUGUAUCGUUGGGAGCGGCCCGGCGGGGUUCUACACAGCCCAGCACAUCCUCAGGCACAACCCUCAAGCUCAGGUCGAUAUCUAUGAGAAACUGCCAGUUCCCUUCGGCCUGGUGCGCUUUGGCGUGGCGCCGGAUCACCCAGAAGUAAAGAAUGUUAUUAACACCUUCACGCAGACAGCUCGGUCGGAGCGCUGUACAUUCCUGGGCAAUGUGACGGUGGGCCGGGAUGUGACAGUGGAGGAGCUGCAGGGGGCCUAUCACGCUGUGGUGCUGAGUUACGGUGCUGAAGACAAACGUGAGCUGGGGAUCCCCGGAGAGGAGCUGCCCGGAGUCCAUUCUGCCAGGGACUUUGUGGGCUGGUACAAUGGGCUCCCUGACAACAGACAUCUUCAUCCAGACCUGAGCUGUGACACGGCGGUGAUAUUAGGGCAGGGGAACGUGGCUCUGGAUAUUGCUCGUAUUCUCCUUUCCCCAGUCGACAUCCUGCGAAAAACAGACAUUACCCAGACUGCCUUGGAUGCUCUGAGCCAAAGCCGCAUACGGAGGGUGUGGAUGGUCGGGCGCCGUGGGCCUCUGCAAGUGGCAUUUACCAUAAAGGAGUUGCGGGAGAUGAUAAACUUACCAGAGACUCGGCCAAAGCUGGACCCCGCUGAUUAUGUGGGUUUGGAGAAGGCAAGCAAAGACCUCCCUCGGCCAAGGAAGCGCCUCACCGAGCUGCUAGUGAAAGCUGCACUGGAGAAGCCUGGCCAGAAGGUGGCAGCCAAUUGGGCCCAGGCUGAGAGAGAGUGGGGCUUGCGCUUCCUAAGGAGCCCCCUGGCCGUGUUACCCAGUGAGGAUGGGAAGAGAGCAGCCCGGAUCCGCCUGUCAGUGACUCGCCUGGAGGGUUCAGGAGAAACCGCUGUGGCAGUCCCCACAGGGCAGGUGGAAAACAUAUCAUGCGGUCUGAUCUUUAGCAGCAUCGGGUACAAAAGUGUCUCCAUCUCUUCGACUGUCCCCUUCCUGCCCCAGCAGGGUGUAAUCCCAAACUCUAUGGGCAGAGUUGAAGGAAUCCCAGGCCUGUACUGCAGCGGCUGGGUGAAGAGAGGUCCCACCGGAGUCAUAACCACCACAAUGACAGACAGCUUUGAUACAGCACAAGCCAUUCUAGAGGAUGUCCAGUUGGGAGCCUUGAAUUGGUCGGAACCUCGGCCAGGCUCUGUAGCUAUCCGAGAGCUGCUUCACCUUCGGGGGAUCCAGCCUGUCUCUUUCUCUGACUGGGAGAAAAUCGAUGAGGCAGAGACUGCCAAAGGUCUUGCAGUUGGGAAACCGAGAGAGAAGAUCCUAGACACGGAGGAGAUGCUGCAGUUGGUCUGUCGGUAACUUGCACUUUAGCACUUUGCACCGUGACUCCUCCUCACACAGACACUGGAAGUCUCUUGCUUAUCAGGUCACGCAACAGAUUCAGUGGUGCCUCCAAAUGAUCUGUAGACUUUACCUCAACCCGCCCAAUGCUCAGUCUUGGGACCUAAUUCUUUUUAUAUUAUGUAAAGUAAGUUUUAAGUAAUUUAAUAAAUGAACCAGGAAAGUUGUAGAA
This is a messenger RNA of Xenopus tropicalis (tropical clawed frog), 1728 nucleotides long. It is a transcript of the gene fdxr, whose product is annotated as ferredoxin reductase. NCBI's taxonomy places the organism in Eukaryota, Metazoa, Chordata, Amphibia, Anura, Pipidae. Gene Ontology annotation, cellular component: mitochondrion. Gene Ontology annotation, biological process: cholesterol metabolic process. The record is from RefSeq and is marked provisional. Gene Ontology annotation, molecular function: ferredoxin-NADP+ reductase activity; oxidoreductase activity.